Molecule: messenger RNA, 1464 nt
Organism: Populus nigra (black poplar)
Lineage: Eukaryota; Viridiplantae; Streptophyta; Magnoliopsida; Malpighiales; Salicaceae
Product: probable auxin efflux carrier component 8
Exons: 6
Coding region: 80-1147 (355 amino acids)
Biological process (GO): auxin polar transport; auxin export across the plasma membrane
Cellular component (GO): plasma membrane; endoplasmic reticulum
Molecular function (GO): auxin efflux transmembrane transporter activity
Source: RefSeq, a predicted model, not a curated record
GUUACAAAGGAUUCUCACUGGAAAAAAAAAAAAAAAACUGAAGCAGCACUUAUUCACAAUCCUUGAAUCCCUGGUUGCCAUGAUUUCUGCAGCUGAUGUCUAUCAUGUGGUGACAGCCACAGUUCCAUUAUAUUUUGCCAUGAUAUUGGCGUACAUCUCUGUGAAAUGGUGGAAGCUCUUUACACCAGAUCAGUGUGCAGGCAUAAACAAGUUUGUUGCCAAAUUCUCAAUCCCAUUAUUAUCAUUCCAAGUUAUCUCUGGUAUCAAUCCAUACAAAAUGAACCUGAAACUUAUAUUUGCCGACUUUCUUCAAAAACUACUUGCCCUUUCAGUGCUCACAGCACUCGCCAAAAUCAGCUCUCGCGGACGGUUGAAUUGGAUCAUCACUGGUCUCUCCCUCUCAACAUUGCCCAACACUUUGAUUCUGGGGAUUCCACUUUUGAGGGCUAUGUAUGGGGCUGAGGCAGAGCCACUUCUUUCACAGAUAGUUGGCCUGCAAAGCCUAAUUUGGUACAAUUUGUUGUUGUUUCUGUUUGAGCUCAAUGCCACCAAGGAAGCCACUGUGGCACCAUCUUCAGAAUCCACAGGGGAUCUAGAGGCUCUUCAAGAAGCACAACACAAAGAAGAUGAGGGAGUGCAAAGAAGAACAAGGAAAGUCAAAGCCAUGGUCAUUCUUUUGACGGUGGGGAGGAAGCUAAUGAGCAAUCCAAACUUUUACGCUACCUUGGUGGCUCUUAUCUGGGCAAGCAUACACUCUCGGUGGGGAGUGAACUUGCCGGACAUUGUUGAUAAAUCCGUGAGGAUAUUGUCAACAGGAGGGCUUGGUAUGGCAAUGUUCAGCUUAGGUCUAUUUAUGGCAUCGCGGCCCAGCAUAAUAGCAUGUGGAAUCCGAAUGGCAAUGGUAGCCAUGGCAAUGAAGUUCAUCGUAGGGCCUGCUCUAAUGGCAGUCGCUUCCAUUGCUGUUGGACUAAAGGGAACAGUGCUCAAAGUGGCAAUGGUGCAGGCAGCUCUUCCUCAAGGGAUCGUUCCAUUCGUCUUUGCAAAAGAGUACAACGUUCAUCCGGAUACAUUGAGCACAGGGGUAAUAUUUGGCAUGCUCAUUUCCAUGCCGAUAGCAUUGGCCUACUACUCCUUGUUAGCAUUGUAAGAAUCCAAUGGGAAUUUACACAAGAAAGCUGCAGAAGCAGUGACUGUUCAACCUAUGUCACAGUUCAGUAAAGGAUAUCACAGUGUUGAAGAUGAAUCAUAGAAGUCUGUCCCGUCCAGUUUGUUCAAUUUUCUUGGACAUCUAUAUCAAGAACAUGUUAAUUUACAAAUUAGAAAAAAGUUAUCAAGGCUAUUCUAAUAAUCAAUCUGUAAAUUAUAUAUUAACUGCAUUCAAUUGUGAUUAACAGCGUGGAAAACAAACCUGUACAGUUAUGAAAAUAUAUAUGAGAGAAUGGUUGGACAUCACCAACCUUUUCA